Messenger RNA from Pogonomyrmex barbatus (red harvester ant), 3911 nucleotides. It is a transcript of the gene Vps11, whose product is annotated as vacuolar protein sorting 11. Gene Ontology annotation, molecular function: protein-macromolecule adaptor activity; protein binding. Gene Ontology annotation, cellular component: endosome; HOPS complex. NCBI's taxonomy places the organism in Eukaryota, Metazoa, Arthropoda, Insecta, Hymenoptera, Formicidae. The record is from RefSeq and is a predicted model, not a curated record. Gene Ontology annotation, biological process: organelle fusion; intracellular protein transport; vacuole organization.
AGCUGACAGGGAGCAGCUGUACGAGAGACAGCGGGGUGGAUCGAUCGUUCGCGUCGCUGUCAAAGUUUCGUACAUAAACCACCGGUAGCUCAAUUUCCGCCGGGUACAUGUGCAACUGAAAAUCACUUCGCUCGCGUAUCAUGGCGUUCCUGGAGUGGAGGCGCUUUAAUUUCUUCGACUUGAAGAGGGAGGUCGACGAGGGAAAGAUCGCUAAGGCGUUUGGAGAUGCACAGAUUGCGACAGCUACCAGUGGCAAUGGUAAUCUGGUGUUUGGGGACAACACAGGCAAUGUACAUGUAAUAAACAGAUCGUAUGAGAUCACGACUUUCCGGGCUUAUGAGAUGACACUGACGUUGACGCAGCAAGUCCAACAUUCCACUUUUCUAUUUACUAUCGGCGAGGAUGAGCCUGGAUGUAAUCCUACUAUAAAGGUUUGGAACUUGGCCAAGCCUGAUAAACAAGGUAAUCCAACAUGCGUUCGAAUAAGCAGAGCCAUACCUAGCUAUAGAGCAGUCCCCCCGACAGCUUUAUGUGUGCAUACUAGUCUUACAUUAAUGGCUAUCGGGUUUGGAGAUGGUUCUAUUAUGUUGUAUAGAGGCGAUCUAACUCGAGAGAGAAAAAAUAAAAUAAAAGUCUUAAAGGAUGUCAAUCUGUCUAUUACCGGCCUCGCGAUACGAGCGACUGGCAAACAGACGCACCUGUUCGUCGCUACACAGAAUAGCGUGUUCUUGUAUAAUAUUACUGUUAAGGACAAGGAAUUCAAAUCUACUUUGGAUAAUAUGGGUUGCAUGCGAAAAUGUAGUGUACUCGCCGAGUCUAUGCAAGACAGUCACUUCAUGAUCGGACGUAAUGACGCUAUUUAUUGUUAUACACCAGACGGUAGGGGUCCAUGCUAUGCAGUAGAGGGUCAAAAGAUAAUGCUGGAAUGGUUCAGGACAUAUUUGGUGAUAGUGGCAAAAGAAGCAGCGAAUGUACCAAGAACGACAACAACUAUAUCUGCAAAACCCAAUACGAUAGAACCAAUACCUCCUGGUGUCGAUAAGCACAUCAUUACUGUGCUUGAUAUUCAAAAUAAGUUCAUUGUAUUCUCUGCGCCGAUGGUGUCUGUCCAGGCAGUUUUGUCCGAGUGGGGUGGAUUUUUCAUACUUAGUGGAGAUAAUAAACUAUAUCAUUUAGAUGAGAAAGACUUGCAAUCUAAAUUGGCGUUGCUCUUUAAAAAGAAUUUAUAUGAUGUCUCUAUAAGAAUAGCUAAAAAUCAGCAAUAUGAUGCGGAAGGUCUUAUAGAUAUUUUCCGUCAAUAUGGAGAUCAUUUAUAUUCCAAAGGGGAUCAUAACGGUGCUAUAGAGCAAUAUAUAAAGACUAUAGGCAAAUUGGAACCAUCUUAUGUGAUAAGAAAAUUCUUGGAUUCCCAACAUAUCGAUAAUUUGACGACAUAUUUGCAAGCAUUGCAUAAAAAUGGACAGGCAACGGAGGAUCAUACUACUUUGUUACUAAAUUGUUAUACUAAGCUUAACCAUACUGAUAAAUUGAAAGAGUUUAUUAUGACAAAAGAUCGUGAGGUCGAUUUCGAUGUGGAAAUAGCGAUAAAAGUUUGUCGCCAAGCGUCGCCAGAGGAUGCUUUAUUACUUGCCCAGAAACAUAAUAAACAUGAGUGGUAUCUUCGUAUUCAAAUUGAAGACAAACAAGAAUAUAAAAAGGCUUUAGAGUACAUGGCAACAUUAGAAUUUGAAGAGGCAGAAGCUAAUAUGAAGAAAUAUGGAAAUAUUUUAAUAGAAAAUGUGCCAAAUGAAUCCACACAGUUUCUGAAAGCUUUAUGUACAAAUUAUAAACCUGCCAACAAACCUCUUGUAGAUCAGGAAGCUUUAAAUAGCUAUACAGAGCAGCGUGUUGAUAAAGCUAGUCCAGAAGAUUUUAUUCACUUAUUUCUAAAUAAUUCUGAACGACUCGUAGAGUUUUUGGAGCAUUUAGUUAAAUCAGAUACAAAAUGGAGUACACUUAUUUAUAAUACAUUAAUGGAACAUUAUUUACAUGUUUGGUCGGCUUUAGAUAACGACGUAGCUAAACUACAAUAUGAACAGAAAAUUGUACGACUUCUGCAGAAUUCCGAAGCUCGUUACGAUAAAGACCAGAUAUUAAUACUCUGUCAUCAGCAUAAUUUCAGAAAGGGAUUACUCUUCCUUUACGAAGAGAGUAAACUAUAUCAAGAAAUAUUGAGAUUUCAUUUACGCGAAGGAGAUAGCGAACAAAUUCUCGCCACUUGCAAGAGAUUUGGUCAUCAGGAUCCUAAUCUUUGGGUACAAGCUUUAUGGAGCGUAGCUAAAAAUAAGGAUGCGCCAACAAAACUUCUUGCGGAUAUAUUAGCUUAUAUCGCACAAGAAAAACUAUUAUCUCCCUUGAUGGUCAUUGAUGCAAUUUCUACAUCCUUGACUUGUACAUUGGGAGACGUUAGAAGUUAUUUGUGCAGUGUAUUACGAACGGAAAAUGAACAAACUCAAGCUGACAUGGAAUUAACGGAAAAAUACAGGGCUGAUACUCUUAAAUUGCGGGAACAAAUAGAAGCAAUAAAGAAUAAUACGAUAAUCUUUCAAGGUUCAAGAUGUAGCGCGUGCCAUCAUCAAUUAGAAUUACCAUCUGUGCAUUUCAUGUGUCAACAUUCGUAUCAUCAACAUUGCUUUCAAAGUUUUUCGGAGAAUGAGAACGAAUGUCCAGCAUGCUUGCCAAACAACAAGAAAUUAUUAGAUAUUAUAAGAGCACAAGAGCAAUCAAGAGAUCUACAUGAAACUUUCCACAGUCUUCUCGAUCGAGCGGAAGACCCAUUCUCCUUAGUAGCCGACUAUUUUGGUAGAGGCGUUUUUAAGAAAUUAACAGUAAUUACUGAUACAGAUAAAUCGUUACCUACACCGAUUAAAUUGGAAGAGCCUAAGUUAAAUUAUGGUCCAGGUGCGGAAGCGAGACUCAGGUUAAAUGAGGGAAAAAGUUCUCUUUCAGGAAAAAUGGAAGGAUCUCGACGAACUGGAUAUGAUGUCCCUACGUUAGUAAUGGAGGAACGUUUCCGAAAUUUUGUUAAGCCAGACGUAUAUUCCUCAUCAUUAGAGGCAAAUAUAUCGGGAACGGGAAGCGGUUUAUCGACGCCACGUGGUAAUUCCACAAAAGCUUCGCCAGUACCGAUCAGGGAAGCUCGUAUUUUGAAUAGUAUCACACCAAAAUCAUCACCGAUCGAGAAGACGACCUUUCACUCAUCUAAAGUCCCUAUUGUGCAAUCGAAACCCUUUGAGACUGACGAUUAUGAUGAAUCUAAAAAUCCCUUCGCCAACGAUGUCGACGAUGAUGACGAUGACGAUGCAAAUAAUCCUUUUAAAAAUGACAUUGAUAAUGAUAUGGCUGGCAACGAUGAUGACGAUUAUGAUAGAAAUCUAAAUCCAUUCGGUAGAUAAACUACAGAUACAUUUUCUUGUGAUAGAAUCGAGACGAAAUAUAUGUAUAUGUAUAGACAAGCGAUACGUAAAGAGAAAAAAAAUAUUGUCAAAUGCAUGCUAAUAAUAAGCAUUACGUAAUGAAUUUCCGAAUCUAAUGUAUUAUAUAUAAACUCGUGUAAACAUUUGUAUAGUAUCUAUUCCAAUUUUAUAUGCUGUGAAAACUUGAUUUAGAACAUUAAUAUUACAUUUCUCUCUCUUCCUAAAGUUGGAGACUUUACGCAAUGCAGAUUUUAGAUAUAAUUUAAUAUCUAAUCUAUCUUUGUAAGAAGAAAGAUAAAUUAAAAUAUGCUCUUUUUGUAUCUCUUGAGAUCUGUGGUAAAACACACAGUAUCUAAAUCGAGGCAAAGGCGAUUAAAGAAUCGCAAAAUGAAAAAGCAAUCAAUGAGAAAGGAUACAUAUAUCAAUACGCCUUUAUAAUAAGACUGUGAUCUAAAA